UCCGUGACUCCAAAAGUACGUAUUCUUGCAUGUGUCACAGCGGUGUAACUUGCAAGCGUAUAUUAAACCAAAGCAUCUGAGCGCUUUAGAUUUUUUUUGUAUAUUAACUUUAGCGAUUUUGAAUUCACUGUCUGCAUAUUUACUUGUUACUCCAUUUCAUUUAAUAUUUACGUUGUUAGUUAGUACUGGUUAAGAUAGCCUUGAACUAGGCUAUUCGCUAAUGCUAACCAGCUAACGUUAGCUACAUCCCCGAACAUGACAAGCUACUCCUUCCCUGCUAAUGAAGAUGUCUGCUGGAUGGAGAAAGAAGCUCUGGGUGUGAACAUUGUCGUGAAAGAAGAAGAGAACAAUAUUACAGCGAAAGGAGAGGAAGGGGUAAUUACUAUCACAGUGAAAGAAGAGGAAAAAGUGGCUUUCGGGAUAAAAGAGGAGGAAGACUAUGUUACAGUGAAAGGAGAGGAUGUAGCUUUUGGAGUGAAAGAGGUGGAGGAUGUUGUAGUGAAAGAAGAUGAUGCCGUUUUUGGAGUGAAAGAGGAGGAGAUAACCGUCACAGUGAUAGGAGUGGAAGAAGCUUUCAAGGUGAAAGAGGAGGAUGUUUCUGUGAAGGAAGAAGAGGACGUUUUUGGAAUGAAAGGGGAGAUUGAGGGAUUAAAGGAAGAGGGGAAGACUGUCACAGUUAAAGAAGAGGAUGAAGAAAAAGAGGAGACUAAAUAUCUGAUUAACACCAGACAGAGACCAGACUCUUGCUCUGACAGCGGGAAGAAUCCUUCAGGGGAACCAGAACAAGAGAAGCCCAAACCAGCAAGACCACAUCACUGCUCCCACUGCGGAAAGGGUUUUAGGUGGUUAGGGAAGCUGAAAGACCAUGAAAGAAUCCACACCGGAGAGAAGCCUUACCAUUGCUCUCAGUGUGAGAAAAGUUUUAUCCGGUUAUGGGACCGGAAUAUGCAUGAGAGGACACACACAGGAGUGAAGCCUUACCAAUGCUCAAAAUGUGUAAAACGUUUUGCUCAGUUGAGGGGCCUGAAAAUGCAUGAAAGGAUACAUACAGGGGAGAAGCCUUAUCACUGCUCCCAGUGCGAAAAUAGAUUUUUUUCAUCAGCGGGCCUGAAAAAACACGAGUGGACACACACAGGAACAAAACCUUACCUCUGCUCCCAGUGUGGAAAAGAUUUUAUCCACGCAGGUCAACUGAAAGAUCAUGAGAAAAUACACACAGGAGAAAAGCCGUACCACUGCUCUCAAUGUGGAAAGAGAUUUAUCAAUGUAUGGAACCUGAAAAAGCAUGCAAUCAUACAUACAGGAGAGAAGCCCUACCACUGCUCCCAGUGUGAAAAGAGUUAUACCCAAUCAGGGGACCUUAAAUCACAUGAGAGGACACACACAGGAGAAAGGCCAUACCACUGUUCCCAGUGUGGUAAGAGCUUUACCCGGUUAAGGCAACUCAAAGAACACAAGAAUAAACACACAGGGGAGAAGCCACACCACUGCGUUCAAUGUGGAAAGACUUUUACCCGAUUAGGGCAACUGAAAGAACAUAAAAUGAUACAUACAGGAGACAAGCCUUUCCAAUGCUCCCAGUGUGGAAAAAGUUUCAUCCAGUUAAAGACUCUGAAAAAUCAUGAGAGAACACACACCGGAGAGAAGCCUUACCACUGCUCCCAGUGUGGAAAGAGUUUUACUAAAUUAGGGAACCUGAAAGUACAUAAGAGAAUACACACAGGAGAGAAGCCAUUCCAAUGCUCUCAGUGUGGAAAGAGUUUCAUCCAGUUAGGGGACCUGAAAAGGCAUAAAAUAAUACACAAAAGAUAAUGCUUACCUCUUCUCCGAGUGUUGAAAUUGAUAUUUCACAUCACACAGACUUAAAGUCAAUCAAAGAACAAAUCCAGAGGGAGCACGUGAUGCCGCGGAGCUGAGCAGAUGUUGACAAACCGAGCUCUUCAAAGUUAUUCUAUUUUUACCUAAAUAACAACGUUGAAACAAUAUUCUAACAUCGGCUGAUAAAUUGUCAAGUACCUUCCCAAAGAGCCCUGGACCUCCGACCGAGAGGCAAGAAGGACAACCAAAACGUUGUUGAUUCCCAAGAUAACGAUAACGCUACAGCUAGCAAGAUUAGCAUUAGCCCUCAUAACUCAGACGACAGUUCCAGACUGUUGCUCUCAGCAGCCUCUUGCGAGCCUGCCGACAUGCUGGCUACUCUCCUCCAGGAAAUUCAGGAUGGUAACAAAGGUCUUUCUAUGAAAAUUGAUAAGAAAUCGGCUGAACACCAUUCUUCCAUUAACAACCUGAAAUCCUCCAUGAAUGAUCUCCUUUUGAGAAUGACUGAGGCAGAGUUGCGCAUUAGCACAGUUGAAGAUACCAUCGCUCGACAUGACCAGGUCUUGAUACAACUGCAAAAGGACAAUGCCUACCUCAAAAACAAUUAGAUGGAGAGCCAGAGUAGACGUAGUAAUAUCCGUGUGGUGGGAUUGAAAGAGGACAGCGAGGGCCGUGACCCGGUCCGUUUCUUCACUCAAUGGAUCCCGGAGGUCCUAGGCAUAAUCAACUUCACCAAGCCGCUGGAAAUCGAACGCGCCCACAGAACAUCAGCGCCGAAACCCCGGCCAGAUGAGCCCCCACAAGCCGCCCUGAUCAGGUUCCUCCGUUUCCAAGACCGAGAAAAGAUACUGCAACUCGCAAGAGCCAAAGGGGACAUCACCAUCGAUGGGAAGAGGGUCAGCCUUUUCCCGGAUAUGAGCGCGGAUCUCGCCAGACGUCGCAAGCAGUUCAGACCUGCCGCCAAAGCACUGAAGGAGAAGAAUAUCACCGGCAACCUCAUCCCCCCUUGCGGAUGAAAGUUCAGUACAAAGGCCGAAGCCAUCUCUUCAACACACCGUGAGAAGUGUACAAAAACACACCGGGAGAAGUGCACACAUUUCUCAAAGAACUGAACAACGUCUGAGCCAGGACGGUCUCUCUGGGGGAUAAAAUGCAGUCUGUUUGUUUUCACUUAUCCAGACUGAACUACUGAUAUCUUCCGGUCACCAUAAUUGAUUUGUACAUUUUCAACUAACCGUAUCUUUCAGGGUUGAGUUUUAUUACAUUUACAGGAGAGUAUAUUUUGUUUUAGUCCAUAUCCACUGGGCGAAGCAAAUAAGUGGGCUUAGGCCCACUGCUUUCCCCCUUAUUUAUGUUAAUCUUUCGAAAAGAGACUCAAGCAGCCCUUACCGUGGGCAGUAAAUAUUCAGCCAUAAAUAUCUAUUCACAACGUUUGUUUUCAACUUAGAGAGCUCGCAGGUUUUAGUUUACGCCAAGGUUUAGCUAGUAAGAGCAAGAUGGAAAGCGAGCAGCAACGUAUCUCUACAAGUGUAUUCAUGUUUGAUUGUUGAGAUUUUUAUUAUUUAUUAUUUUAUUUUUCCUUUUUUCUAUGUUUAUUGUUUCCUUCCUAAAGAGACACAUAGGUCACUUCUGUGUUCAAACCAAAGUUGAAACAUUUCCUAAUUAUCUACAUAUGAUAGAUUUCCAUUCAGUUACAUAUUUGAAACCCAACCUAUGCUUAAUCCACUAAAAUAUGUCACAUUCAACGUAAAAGCUCUUAACAGCCCGAUUAAAAGGAAAAGAGUCUAUACAUACCGUAAGAAAUUAAAGGCUGACAUUGUGUUUUUACAAGAAACACAUCUUUACAGUCAGUGAACACAAGAAAUUGAAGAGGGAAUGGGUAGGACAAGUUUUUGCUUCCUCUUUUAACUCCAAAGCAAGAUGAACUGCAAUUUUGAUAAGUAGACACAUCCCCUUCUGCAUCAACAACACCAUCGCUGAUCCCUCUGGCAGGUUUUUUUGGUGCAGAGGCAUAUGUUUUCAGAGUCUUGGACCCUAUUGAAUAUUUAUGCUCCUAACUUCGAUGACCAUAUGUUUAUUCAGAAUGUCUUCCUUCAGGUCACUCAAGCACCACCAGGAUGGCUACUGGUUGGAGGAGAUUUUAAUUUUUGUUUAGAUACAGUUCUUGAUAGGUCCUUUGAUAAACCCUCACUUCUUACCAAAGCCGGCAAGCUCACCAUGUCAUUCAUGAAAAAUCUCAAUGUACUAGAUAUCUGGAGACAGUUGCACCCACAGGAUAGGGACUACUCUUUUUAUUCACACCCACACAAGACACACACACGCAUAGAUAACUUUUUACUUUCGACACAACUGUUUCAUAGAGUGUGAGAUUUCGAGUAUUUCCCCAGAUUGCUUAGUGACCAUUCUCCUCUAGUAUUAUCAAUCUCCAUUCCUACCAAGGUAAAUGGAGCAUAUAGAUGGAGACUAAAUUCUACACUCCUAAAGCAACCUGAAUUUUGUGCAUUCAUCAAAGAGCAGAUCAAUAUUUUUACUUUGACAAACAAACCCUCUGCUCCUGACAGUUUCAUUCUUUGGGACACAUUGAAGGCCUAUCUGAGGGGACAGAUAAUUUCCUAUACUAAAGGGCUGAAGUGAAAACACAGUGCGGAACCGAGUGCCCUUGAAUCUGAAAUCUCAGAGCUAGAGAACCUACCAAAGAGGCCCGACUAAAGAUCUAUACAGGCUUUUGGUAAAUAAAAAACUUAAAUAUAAUAUUCUGAACACAUAUCAAGCUGAGAGGGCCAUCACUAAAUCAAAACAGCGUUAUUACGAGCUUGGAGAGAAAUCUCACAAAGUAUUGGCAUGGCAACUGAAAGCAGAGGAAAGUAAGAGGACAAAUAAUGCUAUAGAAACUCUUACAAAUGAGAUAUCUUUUGACCCUACUUAAAUUAAUAAUACUUUUAAGAAAUACUAUGAAGACCGCUACACUUCCCAAUCAAGCGAUGAUCUAUCAGAGAUCGACUCCUUACUCUCCCCUCUCAACCUCCCAUGCCUGUCAGAGGAAGACAGAGUGUGCCUGAGUGAACACUUCAAAGUUCCUGAAUUGUUGGAGGCCAUUAAAUCCUUACCUUCUAAUAAAUCUCCUGGGGAGGAUGGCUUCCCUCCAGAGUUCUAUAAAGAAUUUAGGGAGCUGUUGGUCCCCUACCUUAUGGAGGUACUUAAAGCCAGGGAAGACAACUGCUUUCCAGAGUCUUUCUCUCAAGCAGUGAUUACUGUAAUCCACAAGAAAGGGAAAAACCCGCUAAAGUGCCCCUCCUAUAGACCAAUCUCUCUCCUUAACACAGAUUGUAAACUGGUCACCAAGAUGCUAUCUAAGAGACUGGAGUCAUGUCUUCCCCUGUUGGUCAACCCAGAUCAGACUGGCUUUAUAAUUAAUAGAUUGUCCUCCAAUAAUCUCAGAAGGUUCUUUGAUAUAAUUCACCUUGCUAACAAAAACAAAAUACCUAGUGUCGCAGUCUCCCUCGACGCUGAGGGUUGAAUGGCCAUACCUCUUUCGCGUCUUGGAAAAGUUCGGUUUAGGUACCGUGUUUGUAAAUUUGAUAAAAUCACUCUACAAAUCUCCUAAUGCUAGAUAAAAGCAAAAUCUUACCGUUGUCUGUCUUUGACCAUCAUACCAUCAAGCACAAGUUUCCUUUUAGAUGGUCUCCUAUGGGCUUUACAUAUUUGGGCAUAAUGGUGGAUGGUAAUCUGAACAACCUCUAUAAACUCAAUCUGGCCAGUUUGUUGCAAAAGGUGGAGGUUGACCUUUGUAAAUUAAUGGAUUUACCUCUCACUCUACUGGGUAGAAUCAAUGUAAUUAAAAUGAAAGUCCUGCCCAGAUUUCUAUAUCUGUUUCAAUCUCUCCCUAUCCCUGUUCCCGCAGCAUUCUUUUCUUCUCUCGACAAGCUGACCAGACUGUUUAUCUGGCACGGCAAAACCCCUAGGGUUGGCCUGGAUAAACUGACCCUUGAUUACAGUCAAGGGGGCUUAAACCUCCCCAGUUUUAGAAUGUACUACUGGGCUGCACAGUCUGUCUAUGUUUCUGGCUCAGAGGUUUGACAAUUGUCCCUCUCCCUCAUGGUUGAACAUUGAAAAGCUUGAGGUAAAUGAUGACACUGGGGCAGAAUUGUUUUACAAAUGGGACAGAAAAUCUAUAAAAACCAUCACAGACAACCCUUUAAUCAUACAUUCUGUCCUGGCAUGGUGCAAACUGCAUGAGCUGUUCAGACGAGGGGGAUUCCUUUCCCCUAAAACCCCUUUAUGGAACAAUAGAUUGAUUCCUAUGUUUUUCCAGAAUAGUAACUUUAGACCAUGGUCUGAUAAGGGGAUCACUCUCCUGGAACAUUGUUACGAGGGGGGAGUUCUUAUGUCUUUUGAUCAGCUAACAGGGACUUCUUUAGCUACCUACAACUAUGAAACUUUAUUAGGGUGACUUUCAAGGGACAAUGGAACCUACCUAAGAUGUCACCUAUUGAACAACUCUGCCACGCAGACCAACCACUGUUCAAGACCAUGUCCCGUGUUUACAAUGCUCUUAUGUCAGGACUAACACUGCCUGAGCUAGAUAAACCCCGACUUAGUUGGGAAAAAGAUCUGGGUAUUGAUCUUGAUGAGGAUCUAUGGAGUGACCUAUGCAGGGAUGGUGUUACAUCCACAUUGAACUCCAUCAGCUCUGUAUGACCCCAUCUAGACUGUUUCCUCAUGGAAUGCAAUAUAAUCGGCGUCCAAAAAUGCAGAUUACCGAUAGUUAUGAAAACUUGAUCGGCCCUAAUUAAUUGGUCGUCCCUAAAUGAUAGCUUUGAGGUUCGUAAGGAUAGCGUAGCCAACAAAUUGUCAUCCAACAUAACGUGUAGCGUAACUUAAUUGAAAGUCAUUACUUUAAUACAUUGCUCAACAUUUGUCAGAAUUAGUUAAAACAAUGAAUUAGUAUCCGCUCUCGUCGGACUUUGGCUGGUUGUGAAGCCACGCCCCUUUCCUGAAGUAUUGUGUUAUGGGCCCGAAAAGUAUGGAAAUAGUGUCCACUAUGUGUAUACUUCGUAUUUUGGUGAAUGUAGUACAACAUCCGGGAAAUUCUGGCAUACUAUCUAAAUCCAUACUUUGACCAAUAAGCAUACUAUAUACUCAAUUUACAUCACAAAUAAUAGGGUUAGUGCGUUUUGUAGUAGGUGCCUGACACAGGAGGUUGUUUUGCCCCUUACUUAGGGAGGACGGGCUCACUGUAAUGGCUGUAGUGGAAUGAUAUCAAAUACAGCCAACAUAUGGUUUCCAUCUGUUUGAUGCCAUUCCAUACUCUCAGUUCCAGACAUUUUGAGCUGUCCAGCAGCCUCUUGUGUUGUCAGGUGCAUCGGUUUGUGUAAAGAACUGCAACGCUGCUGGGGUUUUCGCACUCAACCAUUUCCGGUGUCUAUAAAGAAUGGUACACUACCCAAAGGACAUCCAGCCAACUUUACACAACUGUGGGAAGCAUUGCAAUCAACAUGGGCCAGCAUACCUGUGGAACGCUUUCAACACAUUGUAGAGUCCAUGCCCUGAGGAAUUGAGGCUGUUCGGUAGGCAAAAGGGGUGGGUGCCACUCAAUAUUAGAAAGGUGUUCCUAAUGUUUGGGAUAGUCAGUGUAAAUAUACAUGUUUUUUUAUGUCUUAACAUAAAUGUAAUAUGGGAGUAUGUGAGUUUCAACAUAGAUUAUAUCAGUUUCAAUCUGGCUUUCCAAUUGUUUACUUCUGAACAGUUAGUUCUGACCCGGUUCCAAACUAAACAAUAUUCCGGUUUAUAUGGUCCCUUUCUGUUCCAUUUUAAACCUCAGAAAUGUACUUUUAGCUUGACAUUAAAUUACUUCACCAAUCACUGCGGAUAGAGCAGCUUGCUAUAGGUUGCAAGAUGUGACAGAAAUUUUGUGAGUGAGGAGAGAGCGAUAAUGAUCAGCUUUGAUAUUGCACAUUGUGGGUUCUAUCAAUGUAAUUGUGUGCAUCAUUUCCAAUCCCGUAUAUAUUUUUAAAAACAUUUUUUCCUUAAUUUUUUCCCCCUAACGCUACCACCCCUCCCCUAAUUAGGCUUGUACUUUCAGCUUAUACAUACAAUAUAAAUUUUACGGACAUUUUCCAUGUUCUCUUUUAAAAAAUGUUUUGUCCCACCCUUCAGCUACCCUCAACACCUCCCAUCUAUCUCUGAAAACCAUCCAGUUUUGAUUUCUAAUCUACAUAUAUUUUUCAACUGUGCUGUAAUGUUUCACAAAAGUUCUGAACAUUUCUAUUCUCAUAGUUUCUACAGAUUGUAAAUUAAAGAUGAAAAUGUUUACUAAGAGUAUGAUAUUAUUGAUCAAUGGACAAUGGAUUUUCAAGUCACCCAGCAGUGCUAUUUGCAGAGUCAGCUCCAGGUAAAUGUUGCAACUCUUCAGCCAUCCCUGAACCUGCGACCAAAAACAAGCUGCAGUUCCAAAACAAGUGAUCUAAUGAUUCUGUCUCUUCGCAGCAAA
This is a messenger RNA of Oncorhynchus keta (chum salmon), 8308 nucleotides long. RefSeq names its product zinc finger protein OZF-like. The transcript is spliced from 2 exons. The coding region runs from base 256 to 1812 and encodes 518 amino acids. The record is from RefSeq and is a predicted model, not a curated record. Lineage: Eukaryota; Metazoa; Chordata; Actinopteri; Salmoniformes; Salmonidae.